Molecule: messenger RNA, 300 nt
Organism: Pteropus alecto (black flying fox)
Lineage: Eukaryota; Metazoa; Chordata; Mammalia; Chiroptera; Pteropodidae
Gene: S100Z
Product: S100 calcium binding protein Z
Cellular component (GO): cytoplasm
Molecular function (GO): calcium ion binding
Source: RefSeq, a predicted model, not a curated record
AUGCCCACCUAGCUGGAGAUGGCCACGGACACCAUGAUUAGAAUCUUCCACCGGUACUCUUGCAAGGAAGGGGACAGAUACAAGCUCAACAAGGGGGAACUGAAGAUGCUCCUACAGCGAGAGCUCACAGAAUUCCUCUCGUGCUAAAAGGACCCCUCGUUGGUUGAUAAGAUAAUGCAGGACCUGGACGCCCAUAAAGACGACGAAGUGGAUUUUAAUGAAUUCGUGGUCAUGUUGGCAGGUCAGAUAGUUGCUUGUAAUGAUUACUUUACAGACCAACUGAAGAAGAAAGGAAAGUAA